This is a messenger RNA of Rotaria sp. Silwood2, 282 nucleotides long. Lineage: Eukaryota; Metazoa; Rotifera; Eurotatoria; Philodinida; Philodinidae. The record is from the annotation of a GenBank genome assembly.
AUGUCACAAAUAUGUGAUGAUUUAAUUCAAAUGUUAUCAAAUUUAAAUGAAUUUUAUGAUAUAUUUGGAUUAGAAAUGAAAAUUGUUAUAGGUGAAGAACAAAUGGUUGAUCGUGUACUUGAAUAUGUAUCUGGUUUAAAAAAAACAUUUCUUUCAUGUCAUUUUGAUAUAUUUAAUCGUGAAAAUUCUCAACAAUGGUAUUCAUUUAUUGAAGAAUUUAAAUAUCAUUCAUCAAUUAUUGAACAAGAAGCAAAAAUUUUUAUACAUGCUUCUUUUACUUAA